Aspergillus campestris IBT 28561 is the source of this 563-nucleotide messenger RNA. RefSeq names its product ribonuclease P Rpr2/Rpp21/SNM1 subunit. Lineage: Eukaryota; Fungi; Ascomycota; Eurotiomycetes; Eurotiales; Aspergillaceae. Gene Ontology annotation, cellular component: nucleolar ribonuclease P complex. Gene Ontology annotation, biological process: tRNA processing. The transcript has a single exon. The record is from RefSeq and is a predicted model, not a curated record. The coding region runs from base 20 to 562 and encodes 180 amino acids.
CUCUAUUAAGUCAAUCAACAUGCCUAUCAGUGAUCAUGCCCCCCGGUUGAAUUUCCUCAAGGAUUCGGCCUCUUCCUUGGCUUCGCUCAGUCCGUCUACAGCGGCCCAUCUGAUGGCGGUCCACCACCAUAUCUUCCAUGAGGAAUGUAGACCUUUAAAUUCACGACUCCAGGAGAACUACUGUGGUGCCUGUGGCAGUCCCAGGAAGCCAGAAUGGACCAAAACCCGCAAGGUCCAUCCGAAACCUGCCAAGAAAACAAAGACACAGGGGGCAACAGUCUACACAUGCCUUCGCUGUCACAGCCGGACAGUGAAGCCUGGGCGUAAAGAUUCACUGCCAACAAGAGUCACUAAAGUUGCUACAAAUGCUUCAGCCUCAGCUUCCCCUGUCGACUCCCCUGGGGUCCCUCUGCCAGAUGAUCGCAAAGUGGUGGACAAUGCCAGCAGUAAGAAACGGGCCAAAGCCAGGAAACAGGGAGGGCUGCAGGCAUUGAUGGCCUCCAAACAAAAGACCCAGAAUAACACCUCCUCUCUGGAUCUGUUCGACUUCCUGCAGCAAUGAG